Drosophila busckii is the source of this 942-nucleotide messenger RNA. RefSeq names its product methionine aminopeptidase 1D, mitochondrial. The record is from RefSeq and is a predicted model, not a curated record. Gene Ontology annotation, biological process: proteolysis. The transcript is spliced from 3 exons. Bases 1 to 921 code for a protein of 306 amino acids. NCBI's taxonomy places the organism in Eukaryota, Metazoa, Arthropoda, Insecta, Diptera, Drosophilidae. Gene Ontology annotation, molecular function: metalloaminopeptidase activity.
AUGCAAUCAGCUGUCUCUUAUCAGUAUGGCCGCAAUGAACUUCCAAAUUACAAGAAAGAACAAGGAGCAUGGGCGAAGAUAUGCGCAGCUGGGAAAGUUUCUGAGGAGCGCAGUGUGCCGGAGCACAUAGAGAAGCCACCUUACUAUUUUAAACAAAUGCCAGCCGGCAACACUUUAGGCACACCAGAAAUUAAGAAUGCUGAACAGCUGGAGCAUAUGCGAGCCAGCGGCAAGCUGGCUGCUCAAAUAUUACGUGAAUGCGGAAAGCUGGCGCUAGUGGGCAAGACUACAGAUGAAAUAGAUACCUUUGCGCAUGAUAGCAUUAUAGCUAAUAAUGCCUAUCCCUCACCACUGCGUUAUGCUGGCUUUCCCAAGUCCAUCUGCACGUCUAUCAAUAAUGUGGCAUGCCACGGUAUACCCGACGACCGUCAGCUUGCCGAUGGUGAUAUUAUCAAUAUUGAUGUAACAGUUUAUAAGAAUGGCUAUCAUGGUGAUUGCUCGCAGACCUUUUUGGUCGGCAAUGUGGAUGAGAGCGGACGUUUUUUAGUUGAUGCCACUCGGGACUGCUUGGACAAAUGUAUAGCACUCUGCGGUCCAGAUGUGCCUUUUAAUGAAAUUGGAAAUUAUAUACAAAAGUUUUGCCAGCAGCACAAGCUGGAUACAGUGGCUGCCUUUAUAGGCCAUGGCAUAGGUAGUUACUUUCAUGGUCCUCCCGAAAUUUAUCAUUAUGAAAACGAUAUGCCCGGUAGAAUGCAGCCAGGUAUGACAUUUACUAUAGAACCUAUUUUGUCGCUGGGCGAUGGUGACAUUGGACUUUUAAAGGAUGGAUGGACAGCUGUUACCUUGGAUGAUUCACGGAGCGCGCAGUUUGAGCACACCAUACUCAUUACAGACACAGGCGCUGAGGUGCUUACGCAAUAGCCGUACAUCUUUAAGUUUAGU